AUGCCCCUCUUCCGCCGCACCUCCAUGUCAAGCUCCUCCCACUCGAGCAUCGACGACCCAAACACACAUACCCACACGCACCGCAAAUCAGGCAGGCUCUUUGGUCACCGCGGCUCACAUUCUAGCGGGCAUAGCUCCUCCAGCGCCGGCGUCAGGACCGGCUCUACGAGACGCGGAUACGGUACGAGCAACUACGGCCAUAGCAGUCACGGCAGCCGCGGCCACGGCCUCUUCCGAAACAAGCACACUGAAGAUCCGUCCAUUAUCGCUGCCAAGGAACGCGUUAUGCACGCUGAGGAGGCAGAGAGAGCUGCGGACCAAGCGCUCCGUGCAAGCCGGUUGGCAGUCCAGGAGGCGAGGACUAACGUGAGAGAGUUGGAACGGGAUGCGAAGGAGGAGGCGCGACUCGCCAAGUUCAAGCAAAAGGAAGCCAGGAAUAUCUCGAAGAGAGCAAAACCGCUUGGCCUUCGCUCAUAUGGUGCUAUCCAGGUUGACCGGAAAUUUUGGUUUUUUCAACUCAACCAAAAGCGUAUCUUUUUGAGGAGAGCCGGAGGCAGUCUGUCAUAA
Molecule: messenger RNA, 567 nt
Organism: Aspergillus nidulans FGSC A4
Lineage: Eukaryota; Fungi; Ascomycota; Eurotiomycetes; Eurotiales; Aspergillaceae
Exons: 2
Coding region: 1-567 (188 amino acids)
Source: RefSeq, a predicted model, not a curated record